UAGAUGAGAGGAGGACAGAGAAGCUGCUCGAGGACUUUAUAUGCUUCACAGAAGUUUGGAGAUAACCGAAGACUGUUGCCCUUAUUUGUCCUACUAAACACGGUAAUGACUCGCGUGAAAAAUUAAUGCUUAUAGUGACUGUGCGCGCGCUUUUGAUACAAAUAUCUGACGAACGUGGACAUUAAGCAUCAUUUUAUAUGCUAUGAAGACUUUGAAAAGGGAUUUUUCUGAGAAGUUUCAUUUAAGAGCAUUAUAUAUUCUACAGCGUUUUAACUGUAUGAUGAAUUAAAUAUUAUUUGGCACUUUAUUAAUCUGAGGACUGUCUAUGGAGCAACACAAUCAACCCUAACACCUAAAAGUAUCAUCUUCUUGGCACUGCAUAUGCCAGGAAACUUCACAUUGACUUACUUCAUUCAAAAAAAGGUGACUAAACUUCCAGAAUGGGAGGCUCACCUCUACAAAUUGUGAUUUCUCUGUGGUGUCAUCUGGUUAUUGCUGCCUACAGUUUAGAAAUCGGCUCUUAUGAACUGGAGAGAGGGAGACCGGCUAAAUGUGAGCCUAUCGUCAUUCCCAUGUGCCAGGGCAUCGGAUACAACCUCACCCGGAUGCCCAACUUUAUGGACCAUGACAAUCAGAGGGAAGCUGCGAUUAAACUGAAUGAAUUUGCCCCUCUGGUGGAGUAUGGCUGUGAUGUGCAUUUGAGAUUUUUUCUCUGCUCUCUUUAUGCUCCUAUGUGUACAGACCAAGUGUCCACAUCCAUCCCUGCCUGCCGUCCUAUGUGUGAACAAGCACGUCAGAAGUGCUCGCCCAUCAUGGAGAAGUUUAACUACGCCUGGCCUGAAUCUUUGAACUGCUCUAAACUGCCCACCAGAAAUGACCCUAAUGCACUGUGCAUGGAAGCCCCCGAGAAUGACACUAAAACUGAGACUAAGAAGGGAGAGGGGAUGUUGCCUGUCCCGCCUAGACCCAGGCAGCCUGGGGCUGGGAAUGGUCGCUCAGGCGGCACCAUGGGUGUUUGUGAAAACCCAGAAAAGUUUCAAUAUGUGGAAAAGAGUGAGACAUGUGCACCACGCUGCUCGUCCGCCGUAGACGUGUUCUGGUCUAGACAGGAUAAGGACUUUGCUUUUAUUUGGAUGGCGGUUUGGUCCACUCUGUGUUUCAUAUCGACAGCUUUCACAGUGCUAACGUUCCUUCUGGACCCUCAUCGUUUCCAAUACCCAGAGCGUCCCAUCAUCUUCCUCUCCAUGUGCUACAACGUCUACUCGGUGGCUUUUAUCAUCCGAUCAGUCGCCGGUGCAGAGAACAUCGCAUGCGACCGUGAGAAUGGCGAGUUGUAUAUUAUCCAAGAAGGCCUGGAAAGUACCGGUUGCACCAUAGUCUUCCUCAUCCUCUACUAUUUUGGCAUGGCAAGCUCCAUCUGGUGGGUCAUCCUCACCCUCACUUGGUUCCUGGCAGCAGGUAAGAAAUGGGGUCACGAAGCUAUCGAGUCGCACAGCAGCUACUUCCACAUGGCCGCCUGGGGCAUUCCUGCGCUGAAGACCAUAGUCAUCCUCACCAUGAGGAAAGUUGCGGGUGAUGAGCUCACUGGACUGUGCUAUGUGGGCAGUAUGGAUGUGGGGGCGCUAACAGGAUUUGUCCUCGUACCUCUGUCUUGUUACCUUGUCAUCGGGACGUCGUUCAUCCUGACUGGCUUUGUGGCGCUUUUCCACAUCCGCAAGGUGAUGAAGACCGAAGGCACCAACACGGAAAAGCUGGAAAAGCUGAUGGUGAAAAUUGGCAUCUACUCCAUCCUGUACACAGUUCCCGCCACCUGUGUCAUCAUCUGCUACUUUUACGAGAGACUCAACAUGGACUACUGGAAAUUCAGAGGACUGCAAAGUAAGUGCACAACAUUCCCGGGCCGAAGGAAUGAGGACUGCUCAUUGGAGUCUUCAGUGCCCACAGUGGCCGUGUUCAUGCUAAAAAUCUUCAUGUCGCUGGUGGUGGGCAUCACCAGCGGUGUGUGGGUCUGGAGCUCAAAGACGCUUCAGACGUGGCAGGGGCUGUGCAGCAGAAAGCUGACAGACAGGACUUGCAGAAAGCACUGCAGCGGGAGCUGCAGCACCAGUCACUGCCACUACAAAGCACCUGCCGUUAUACUGCACAUGUCCAAGACUGACCCCUACUCAGACUGUCCCACACAUGUAUGAGGCCUCAUUUGUGAUGCACCGUACUGUGAACUUUGAGAAUAAGACAUGCGGUGCAGCUUUGUGGUGAACUUAAAACCCAACAUUGCAGCUAAUAUUAAAUUGAUAAUACUUGUUACUUAAAGGGAGAAGUUUGUAUCAUUGCUUGCUGUAGCAGAAUACAAGAGCGAUAUGCACAUCCUAAUCAGCUAAAUAUAUUUGCAAUUGUUCCUGCAUGGAGAAAUGCACAGUGUUCCCAUUUUAAAAAGCUGUUCAAUGAAUUGUUCAUAUGUUUAAGUACUUGUCCAGAUGUCUAUUUAUUGUAUAUAUAUAUAUUUAAUUUUGCUUGGUUUAUCACAAGUUGGCAUUGAUCAGUCUGUUAAUAAGUGCCUUUUUGGAAGAAGAUAAUAAAUUGUUCUAUAUUUUCAA
Molecule: messenger RNA, 2594 nt
Organism: Danio aesculapii
Lineage: Eukaryota; Metazoa; Chordata; Actinopteri; Cypriniformes; Danionidae
Gene: fzd9b
Product: frizzled class receptor 9b
Exons: 1
Coding region: 441-2189 (582 amino acids)
Biological process (GO): non-canonical Wnt signaling pathway; canonical Wnt signaling pathway
Cellular component (GO): plasma membrane
Molecular function (GO): Wnt receptor activity; Wnt-protein binding
Source: RefSeq, a predicted model, not a curated record